AAUAUAUUUCUUUUUCCUAAAUUUUUUGCAGUCUCUCAUCACUUACCUAUCUCUUUCUUUGUAAAACUCAACCUACACUUUUUUGCUUCUUUUACAUUAAUUUUGUACCUCUCAAACACUACCAAUUCUUUUGCUCUUAUUCUAUGUAAUUUCUUGUGCUUUUCCAAGAACUUUAAAAUUCUAAAAAUUAACUUUUCAUUACAUUUAUUAUAUUUUUUUUGCUUUUUAUAAUUAAAUUCUUCUUCAUCUUCAUAUAUAUAUACAUAUAUGUUGAUCAUUUUUAGAACAUAAUUAUUUGAAAAUACUUCAAACUUUUUCUUACUAUCCACACAUUAAAAAGCUAUAAGAGAAUCUGACUUAUUUCAGUUGAAGUAAGUAUUAUUUUCUUCGCAUGAAAUUCUGAGUUCGAUUCUCACUUGUCACUCUCCUACCCGUAGUCAAAAAUAGUUAUAAACUCAAAAUAUUUUUUAUUUGUGAUGGAAGAAAUGAUGGGUUUUGAUAAAAGAGCUCAAUUAAUCAAAGAACUACUUGAAGGAGAAGAAAUUGCAAAAGAAUUAAAAAAUCAUAUUUUAAGAGAUGAUAAUCAAGACCUUUGUAAUUCAUUACUUGAAAAAAUGUUAUCAACUUUUGAUAAAACCAUUACAAUGGCUAAGUUGCUUCGCAUUCAAGUAAAUCAAGAUCACCCCUCCAUUAUUCAUCCCAAUAAUUCUAUUCCUUUGGAUUCCCCUCUAUCUAAUUUAAGCCCAAAUAAUGAAAAUUCUCACCCCAAUUUUCCUCCUUUAAAGAGAAGGAGGUCAAUGGAGACAAGGUGGACAAAGACUGUGCAAAUUAGCAGUAAUGGAAGUUUAGAAGGGGUUCUUAAUGAUGGUUAUAGUUGGAGAAAAUAUGGGCAAAAAGAUAUUCUUGGAGCUAAAUUUCCAAGGGGAUAUUAUAGAUGUACCUAUCGUCACUCUAAAGGAUGUGUUGCCACCAAACAAGUGCAACAAUCAAAUGAAGACCAAUCUAUAUACCAAAUAAUGUACAAAGGUGAACACACUUGUUCCCAAGGAGUCCAAAUGAAAGAGGGUCAAAAUUCCACAAUUCGAGAGCAAUUAAAAUUGAAAUCUGAACUGCAACCGCAACUACAACCACAAUUACAACAACCUCUAAGUCCACAACAAGAUAUUUAUGUGGGCCUUGGCCCUGAAGGAGAUAUUAAAGUUGAGUCUGAAGAUGAAGUUAUCGGGCAAGCCCAAAUUUUUCGGUCUUUUUCAUUCACCCAAGCCCACUUACAGCCCGAUUCAAUUGAAGACAACUACAUGUUGAGCUUUUGCCCUAUUUUUGGGUCACCAGCAACCUCGUCUAACUGUCUUCCGGUGUCUCCAUUUCAUUCCACCGGAAUCCAUGAAGGACUUUCUAUGCAGACACAAGAAAUCGACUUCCAUGAAGCAGUUUCGGGUAUGGGCUCGGUCAUAAACACACCUAGGAUGAGUGUGAGUCAUAACUUUCAAUUCACCCUAGAUGAUUGGUUAGAUUUGAGUGACAACCUCUCUUUUGAUCAAAUUUGAGAAAUGAUUUAUCCUUCUAAUCUUACUUACCAAGUAAGAGUGUUAGUCCCUUGAUCACUAAUGAUACAAGAGGGAGGACCAAUUGCUUAUCCACAAGUUUUCAUUAGAAAGUUUCUAUUUUUAUAGUGCAUAGUAUUGAUGGCUACUAUUCCCCCAUUUUACACCCUCAAAGAAGGUGCAACCUAAAUGUUUUUUACACCACAUUGUGAAGAUUGUUAAAGACGUGUUGUGGCUUAGGAUUAAAGUUCUCCUAUUAUGUUAUCAUGAUGGAGACAUAAGAGUAUUUAAAUUACUAGUGUUGUGGCUUAGGAUAAUUUUUCAUUGUAUAUUAAAAAUGGAUUAUUAGCCUUUUUGGCUAGCUUAUGUGAUAAGGUGUGACGUAAUAAUAAUUCGAAAUA
Messenger RNA from Amaranthus tricolor (Joseph's coat), 1945 nucleotides. RefSeq names its product probable WRKY transcription factor 41. The record is from RefSeq and is a predicted model, not a curated record. Lineage: Eukaryota; Viridiplantae; Streptophyta; Magnoliopsida; Caryophyllales; Amaranthaceae. The transcript is spliced from 3 exons. Gene Ontology annotation, biological process: regulation of DNA-templated transcription. The coding region runs from base 477 to 1547 and encodes 356 amino acids. Gene Ontology annotation, molecular function: DNA-binding transcription factor activity; transcription cis-regulatory region binding. Gene Ontology annotation, cellular component: nucleus.